AUGGAUCUGCAGCUUUCAAGCGGCUAUCGCAGUGAUCAGGCGGUGAGCGCGGAGUGCACGGUCGGCACGGUAUGUGUCUACUACCUGGAUAUGCCGAAGCGUUUCAAGCUCUCCUCGCCCGUACUGGCAGAUCUGCAGUGCCAAGUAGCUGCUGGCUUCCCUAAGCUUACGGAGGGAUGCUUCACCAGCACGUUGAGCAUCCGGCUUUUGUGGCGUCACAAGACUGGCGAGUCUCACAUUUGUGAUGAUGCCGCUCUAUCUAAAGCCUGGUGUGCUGCUGGUUGUGACCGUGGUGGCGAGCUAUCGCUUCAAGUUUGCCAGAACUCCGACCAGAUUUCCACUGCAGAUGUCGCGGAUCGCACUUGUCAGCGAUGUGGCCAAGAGUUCGCAUCCAGAAACCAACUCAUGCGACACGUCUUCAGCGCUGGCCAUUACGCAGACGAAGAUCAAGCUGCCCAAGCUGAGACGGAUGAUGCGCCGUUAGAUGUACAUCCGAAUUCCGAAACACGGAAUGGGUCCGAAGCCUGGGACAUGUACUACAAGGACUUGCCCGACUUCGCGCAGGUCAAGAAGCUCAUGCAAACCACUUUGCCCUACUGCGUGCGGCUCGCGAACCCUAAGUCGCCGCUUGCGCAGCUUUGCCUCCAGCGCUUGCAAAGCGAGGCUCGCCUCGUCAGGGCUUUGAACCUCACCGAGGCAGAAGGACUCGACGGCUUCGCGCUUGAAGGCCCUGGAAAGACAUGCUGGAACUUUCUGGAAGCAUGCCAGGAUGCAGGGGCACUUGCUAGACAAGAAGCUGCCAGCAUGCUUCCUGUUUUGCUCCUGCAAGUCGAGCAACACCACAUCGUGGCUGAUCUUUGUGCUGCGCCGGGCGGCAAAACGCUGCAGCUUCUCGACAUGAUGAACACGGGGCGCUCCCCAGGUGGCGUGCCUUGUGGUCUUCUCGUUGCUAACGACGACAACUGGGCGCGCUGUACCACGGCUGUCCGGCGCGUACAGCAGCACCCCAACUCGGCACCACUGUUGUGGCUCUGCGGAGAUGCACGGGAUUUCCCAACGCUGCAUGAUCAUUCAGACGGCCGGGUUCGGGGAGCGCGAAAGAUCCGCUUCGACCGUGUCUUGUGUGAUGUUCCUUGUUCAGGUGACGGCCGCUUGCGUCGCGCCCCUGGUAGCUGGCCGCGAUGGCAUGCUCGCUACAUGCUUCAGAUGCACUAUGUGCAAAGUGCCAUCCUGAAGCGCGGGCUGACAGUUUUGAAGCCGCAGGGGCGACUGCUCUACUCGACGUGCAGCAUGUCGCCGGUGGAAAACGAGGCAGUUGUGGCAGCUGCUCUGGAGAAGCUGGGCUCCGGGCAAGUUCGUCUGCUUCCCUUGGAGACCUGGAGCCAUGCGCCGGGCCUGACCGAGUGGAGAGUCCCUGCGCCGGACUUCAACGAGUCCUACCGCAGCUACGGCCACCCAGAGGAGGUGGAGCCGGAGCUCUGGUGCCGCAAUGGCGGAGGCCUGGCUUCCACAAUGUUUCCGCCGGCUGACACGCAGGUGCGAAGUGCCUUGAGCCUCUGUGUCCGGAUCCAUCCAACCCAUGGAGAUUUCGGAGGAUUCUUUUGCGCAUUGUUCGAGAAGGUGGCAGCGGGUCCAGCCACACGGCCCACCUCUUGCGCGCACCCCAGGGUCGACGGGGAACAAUCGGCGGAGCCACGCGGCACCAAGCAUGGCAAGCGCUCGGAGUCAGAUGCAACGCCAAAUCCAAUUCCACCACUUCUGACCGUGGCAGCAUCGAGCAGACUAUCAUGGUUCAUGGACUGGUUUGGGCUGUUGUCAGAUGCUUCGCAGGCGGAAGCUCGAGGAGUGUCUCGCUUUCCUGCAGAGCUUAUUCGCACAGACCCGACCUUGCAAGACGGGCUGGUUCUCGGCAGUGCGUCGCUGUGCCGACUAGUUCUCAAGCACGCACGGCCCCGCAUCCUUGCUGCUGGGAUACCUUUGCUAGCUGCAUCAGAGACAUCCAUCACGGAGCAUGAUGCGAACGACCAUGUGGACCUUGCCGACAGUGCCUGCAAUGUUUUGGCUGUCUGCGCUACACGGCAGCUCGAAAGGCUUCCAUGGCCGGCCUUUUUGACCCUGCUUCAGGGUGGAUCUGUGACCCCUCAGCUCGAAACGAGUGCAACUGGAAUCCUCCUGCUGGUUCUUGACACGGACACUGUACCGGAUGAACGCGUCCAGUGCCAGCAGAUCAGCGUUCCGGGUCGCUUGACCUCCGGCCACUUCCUCGUCACAACUUUGACCAACUCUAAGCGCCAUGCGCUGCUGCGUGUCCUUGGAGUAUUGACCCAAGCUGCCUCCCCAGAGGACGCCAUGGCCAGUUUUCCGGCAGAGCGAAAGCCAGAGCUUUGCCGAGUUCCGAGCCUGCGCCUGCGACACUCACUGCGGCAGCGUCAUCACCAACCUCCUCACCGGCUGGUGGAUCCCUGCUUGGUGGCUACGAGUCCUCAGAUGAGGAAGAUGAAGGUGAGCAGUCACCCUGACCAGUACCAAUGUACAGCAUGCAUGCGAGCUUUGCCAAAAGCAGUCGCACAAACGGAGCAAGCCGCACACUACUAUAGCUUUAAGAGCCAGCUGCCAGCUUUCCUUAUGCACUUGCUUCCCGGCUGCGUCUCCCUGCAAAGCUUUGCACCAGCCCCACCGUCUGCGGUUCCUGCGUGGCGUGGAAGCGCCGUGCAUGUGCAGGCCGGCAGACACGGCACGUGGGACGCCGCAUUGCGAGCACCUGUCGUCACCGCCAGCCUUCUGAUUGCAGGAGCUUGCCGUAGAGUGCCAGCCCAUUUGCGGUACCCAUCUGUCCGUUUGCGUGCCGUCCAGGUCGAGAACGGCGGCCAAACGAAGGUCAUGAAUGACAGGGAGAUCCUCAGCACCUUGCAGCGGUGCUAUGGGUGGAGUCCGCGUGACAUGGGUGCUGGAGGCAACUGUCUCUUCCUCUCCAUGGCUCUACAAGUACGAGCCGAGGAUGUAAAGGACGUCGCUUCCAGGUCUGCUGCUUGGGAAGCAGCAUUGGGUGACAACCUAGCGGAUCGAUGGGAGGAUAUGGGCCCUCGAGAAAGAGCUUCGCUGCUCCGUCGGAUGGCCAUUCUGGAUGAGAGCGAAUUCAUUGCAGAGUUGGCGGCUGCACGUGCACGUGGCGAGCCAUUGUCCACCGAUGUGGAGUGGCGCACCAGGGAGCUAUUCACUGACAUGGCAGAGGAGUUCAUCUCAAGUAACAAGACCGAGCUUGCAGCGGACAUACCGGGGUCGGAGUCACAGGCACUUUACUCGCGUGUCCGAGAAGUUGUCUCGACCUUCUCCCUCGACCAGAUCUGUGAGUAUGUCCUUCUACAUGCGGACGAGUACUUGCAGACCACGGGUCGUGAGGGUAACUGGGCCGGCAGUUCUGAGAUGGCAGCUCUCUCCAGCGUAUUGCAACGGCCGGUCCAAGCCUACGGAAAUAAUUGGGCAGGGGCCCCAGAAAAAGCAGGACGACAGGGCGACAGGGGAAGUCGCUUUUUGAGCAUGGGUAAAGCGAAGUGGCAGAAGUAUUUCGCUGGCUCGGCUCUCUGUCAAUCGCGGCCCAAGCACUUCAAGGAUGUUUCGGCCGUGACUAUCGAGCAAACCUGCGAGCUGCAAGCCCUGAAGCUUGCUCCCCAAGCGAAGCUUCGAAGCUUGAAACCGUGUUUUUCCAUGGAAGAGAGACAGAGACCGUCUUGCGCAGCCUGCCCGAUAGCAUGGACGUUCAUGGCAAGUUGCGGAGCUGCCCGGGUGGAGCCUCUGAAGGCUCCAGCCAAGGUGGACAAGAUGCAGCUUGCAGUUUGCAGUCCCGUGUGGGUUUUGUGCAUACCUGCCUUGAGCUCGUUACACAUCCCGGUCACCAGGACACGGCACGGAGGGCGCCAUCAGGACGUCGAUGCUCUUGGCACGCAGUUCUCGCACGACUGGUUGCUGCAAGUGCUGGGCACUUCGAAGCGUGUCUCGUCGCAGCAAGAGUACAACAGUGUCGCGGGCAGGCCAGCUGGACGGGAGUUGGCCAUCAUGGCCUGCUGCAGAGUUGCAGCACAGCACGGGAAUGGAAAGCAUGUGAGGUUGAAGAGGCUCGAAGCCAGUCUUGUCCAGAGCAACAUCGCCCUCAAUGCCUUUGGGAUCGAAAGUCCAAUUUCUACCUGGCCUGUGGCACUGUCGUUGCUCGAGUCGCCGACUCUACUCAAACCAGGCAUCGUGUCUUUCAACAGCAUGGCCAGUGCUUCAGAAAGGCAAUGUCAUUGGGAGGGAGUCUUCUCGAUUCUCGAGCUGGCACGGACUGCCGGCGCUGAGCUGGACCCUUUCUCUCGGAGUGGCAUGGCCAACGCGCUGCGACGUGCUGGUCGCUGGGUUGGGAGCCUGUCGCUGUUGCAGCAGGCUGCACGGCGGGGCAUCCGGCAGCACUUGAUCACGAUCAGCUCGGCCAUCACUGCUACCGAAAAGUCAGGAAUCUGGCAACAAGCACUUUGGACGUGGAUCCAGAUGCAGAUUAAUGGCAUCAGAUCUGACAUUGUGUCUCUCUGCGCUGUAAUCAGUGCUUGCAGCCACCAGUGGGCGACCGCGCUCCUAUGCAGAAAGCAUGGAGGUACUUCUGUGGUUGCCUGCAAUGCCGCCCUCAGUGCUUGCGAUCGUGCUUCAUGCUGGGAGAGGGCGUCAUCUCUGCUGUUUGGAGCUCCCACUUUGCGAAUCCAGCCGACGACCAUCUCUCAUAACGCUCUUCUGGCUGCAUGCGAGAAAGUUCAACGUUGGAGAAUGUCCAUGGGCAUUCUUGUUUUGCUGCAGAGCCAGGGCAUCCGCGCCACCAUGGUCUCGUUGAAUUCCUUCAUUUUUAGCUGCGAGCGGUCGCAACGCUGGGACUGGGCCCUGCAGAUGCUGGGGGCGAUGCAGUGGAGCACCUGCCAGCAAGACCUUAUCGGUUACAACUCGGCGAUCAGUGCCCAGGAGAAGAGCGGAUGCUGGACUUGGGCAUGCUGGCUUUUUGCCAGCAUAUCUUCGAAAAGAUGGGCACCGGACGUCAUCUCUUUCGGCGCUGCUGUCAGUGCAACUGAUCUUGCAGGCCGCUGGGCCAACGCGCUGCAGCUCACUACAUCGAUUUCACACACCAUCGCGCAGCGCAUUGCGCCGAAUGUUCUCAUUUGUACGGCAGCUAUGCACGCGUGCCAAGCUUCCACAUGCUGGCAGACCGUUCUCACUUUGAUGGCCUUCAUGCAGAAUUGCGCAGUGCGCCAGAAUUGCGUCACCUUGCACGCUGCGCUGAGCGCAGUGGACAAAGCACGACCACGAGACAGUGCACUCUACCUGGGACAGGAGCUGGCAUCUUCUGCCACAGGUCUCCUUUCUCGGCGAAUGCAGAUGAGAUCACGGGGGAAAAUAAGUGGGCCGAUGGAGAGCCAAGCUUGUGCAUACUUUAUGGCACAGCUUUGCAAUGUCUGGGGUCCCGGAGCAGCAUGCAUUGCAACAUGCUGCAAGCCGCGAGCAUCUGCAGCCGCGCGGCUCAAGUUUUGUUGUGUCCUUCGUGCUGGACGCACCAGUGCAGACUCAUUCUAUAGAGUGCAAGGAGCCAUGGCAUCAAACCAUGGCUACCUGUCGUCGAUUGGCCUCCAGCCGGUGACCAACGUGACAUCGAUUUUAACAUCGCCGGAAGAGAAGGAGUUCGGCAAAAACGGCUCCUCAGCAGCUAAGCCGAAGACAGGUGGCAAGGGCCCGGGCAGUGGCGAGUUCACGACAGCUCAGGAAGUCCGCGACACCUUCGUGAACUUCUUCAAGUCAAAACAGCAUGAUUUCAUCGCUUCCUCCCCGGUCGUGCCUCACAACGACCCAACUCUUCUGUUUAUUAACGCAGGCAUGAAUCAGUUCAAGCCCAUCUUCGUGGGCCAAGUUGAUCCGAGCCAUCCCUUUGCAAAGCUGAAGCGAGCGGCGAACUCGCAGAAGUGCAUUCGAGCAGGUGGCAAGCACAACGACUUGGAGGACGUAGGCAAGGAUGUCUACCACCACACUUUCUUCGAGAUGCUUGGCAACUGGUCUUUCGGCAACUACUUCAAGGAAGAGGCCAUUACAUGGGCCUGGGAGCUCCUAACAGAAGUCUACCACCUUGAUCCUAGCCGGCUUUAUGCGACCUAUUAUGGCGGCGACCCCAAGCAGCCAUCCGUGCCUUCUGACGAAGAGGCAAAGAAGAUUUGGUUGCGAUACCUGCCGGCAGAGCGAAUUCUGCCUUUCAACAUGAAGGACAACUUCUGGGAGAUGGGUGACACCGGACCCUGUGGGCCGUGUUCCGAAAUCCACUAUGACAGGAUUGGUGGACGAGAUGCUGCCAGCUUGGUGAACAUGGACGACCCGGAUGUGCUUGAGAUUUGGAACCUGGUCUUCAUGCAAUUCGAGCGAAAAGAGGGCGGAAGCCUCAUCGAGCUGCCAGCGAAAAGCGUUGACACGGGAAUGGGCCUUGAGCGUGUUACCUCUGUCCUUCUUGAUGUUCGAAGCAACUAUGACACAGACCUCUUCAUGCAUAUCUUCAAGGCCAUCAAGGAGAAGACUGCAACUUCAAAGAACUACACUGGAAAGGUUGGUGAAGAGGACAAGGAUCACGUUGACAUGGCCUACCGUGUCAUUGCAGACCACAUCAGGACUCUCACAAUUGCGCUGACCGACGGUGCAACUCCCUCGAACGAAGGUCGAGGCUAUGUUUUACGGCGUAUUCUCCGACGUGCCGUCCGAUUCGGGCGCGAGAUCCUGGAUGCUCCACCAGGCUUCUUCCACCAGCUAGUUGACUCCGUCCUCGAAACACUGGGCGAUGCGUUCCCGACCCUGCGACAAAAUCCAGAAGAUGUGAGGGCGAUUAUCAGGGAAGAGGAAGCGCAAUUCGGAAGAACGCUGGACCGAGGAAUCAAGCAGUUCAAGACCUUUGCCAAGAAGGGCUCCAUUACAGGCGAAGAUGCUUUCUUGCUCUUCACGACAUAUGGCUUCCCAGUGGAUCUGACGCAGUUGAUGGGCGAAGAGCUGAAGGUCGAAGUGGACAUGCCCGGCUUUGAAAAGAAGAUGGAGCAGUUCCGGGACGAGUCCAGGAAGCGAAAAACUGCCAGAACGACGAAGGACAUGGAGCUGAAGGCCAAUGAAACAGACAAGCUCAUCAAAGGCAUGAGCUUGAAGCCCACCGAUGAUAUACUCAAGUACGAUUGGAACACCGAGGGCGAUGGCAGCGAGCACAAGGCCAAGAUCCAAGCAAUUUACAAUGGAGAGGAUUUCGUGAAGACCUGCAACAGCGGCUCCGAUGUAGUUGGCCUCGUGCUGGACCGGACCCCUCUGUAUGCGGAGCAGGGUGGACAAACUUUCGACAAGGCUUCGAUCACCUGUGGCAGUGUUGAGUUCAGCGUAGACAACACGCAGAAAUACGCUGGCUAUGUCCUCCAUGUCGGGCAGGUCGAGAGCAAGGGCGACUUGAAAGUCGGCGAUGAAGUAAGCGUGAAGGUCGAUUACACUCGAAGAUCGUUGGUGGCAAAGAACCACACAGCAACACACAUCUUGAAUUUUGCGCUUCGUCAAAUCCUGGGCGAGAAGGUCGAUCAGAAAGGUUCGCUGGUUACAGAGGACAAGUUGCGAUUCGACUUCUCCCACAAUAAGCCAGUGGAGCCAGAGGAGCUGAAAAAGAUCGAGGAAAUUUGCAAUCAGAUGGUGCAGAAAGCUUGCGUCGUGCAUUAUCGCGAUGUUGCUUUGGACACCGCAAAGGCCAUUUCUGGACUCAGAGCGGUGUUCGGCGAAACCUACCCGGAUCCUGUCCGAGUCGUGAGCGUUGGUCCGAAGAUUGACGAUCUGCUUACUGACAAAAAGACUCCAUGGGGCUUGCAAAACAGCGUGGAGUUCUGUGGUGGUACGCACGUGGCCAACAGCAAGGAGAUUUACAAGUUCGUCUUGCUCCAGGAGGAGGGUAUCGCGAAAGGCAUUCGGCGCAUUGUUGCAGUCACAGGACCUCAAGCAGCUGUGGAGGCGACCCUCAAGGCGAAGAGCCUGAGUUCGGAUUUGGACGGCUUCAAGGGCAUGUCUCCUGGUGCAGAGCUUGACAAAUGCAUUGGCGAUUUACGCCGAAGAGUCACAGAGGAUAAAGAGGUGUCCUUGCUCAUGAAGUCCGACAUCAUGACGGAACUUGAAACUUUGCAGCCCGCCCGCGCCGAAACGAAGAAGUUCGAAGGCAAGGCCAAGGAAGACGGCGAGAAGCUGGGCAAGGAAGCCGCAGCAGCAUCUGGCGAGACCUUCGUGGGUGUCGUGCAAGCAGGCGCAGGCUGCGAUGACGCAAAGGUCCUAACACCAGCGAUGGAGGCGGCAAUCAAGCAGUGCCCAAGCAAGGCAAUAAUGCUGAUGAGCAACAUGGGUGGAAAGCUCGCAAUUCUGGCCGUCGUGCCCAAAGCAUUGGCUGGCAAGCUCUCGGCGAAAAUCUGGUCCGGCAAGGUCUUAGACGCCAUCGGCGGCAAGGGCGGCGGAAAGGACGACCGUGCACAAGGUCAGGGAGAUGCAUCAAAGCUAGACCAAGCGCUCAGCACCGCUAAGGCCUGCGCAGAGGUUCAAGCCGACAAGCAACGAGAAGAGCAGGUCUCGCAAGAUGAGGUCAAGCUUGAGCAGGCAGAUGGUGACGAAUGGAAGAUCCUUCCGUACUUCGAAGCCACAUGCUAUGCAGAAGCCAGGGGCGAUGCCAUUCGCGUUUUCCAAACGCACGGCGGAGGGCACUAUCAAAUGCUGUCGUGA
Symbiodinium necroappetens is the source of this 8769-nucleotide messenger RNA. NCBI's taxonomy places the organism in Eukaryota, Dinophyceae, Suessiales, Symbiodiniaceae. The record is from the annotation of a GenBank genome assembly.